Molecule: messenger RNA, 4657 nt
Organism: Cynoglossus semilaevis (tongue sole)
Lineage: Eukaryota; Metazoa; Chordata; Actinopteri; Pleuronectiformes; Cynoglossidae
Gene: gaa2
Product: alpha glucosidase 2
Exons: 18
Coding region: 294-2819 (841 amino acids)
Biological process (GO): carbohydrate metabolic process
Molecular function (GO): carbohydrate binding; alpha-1,4-glucosidase activity
Source: RefSeq, a predicted model, not a curated record
UAGUUUAUGGUUGUUAUUAUAAGUUUAGGGUCAGAAAAUCCCCAGUUCCUGUGUUUAAUUUCACUUUGUGAAUGUGUUAAUUACAGACUAAUAUUCUAACACUGUACAGCGACUGCUUUGCUGUUGUUGUGCUCAUUUUGUUGCCUUAACAUUUCCUGGCUUGUUCUGAGGUGUUGGAAGAACCCGAGGAGACCUCCCUUCUUGCCCGACCGCAGUCGUGCUCCAUCACCCCGGGGCUGCUGGUCAUUGGCUGCCUGCUGCUGCUCCUGCGUUUAAGCUGGCUGGUGGGCACCAUGUUCUGGCUGCACAGUCCUCACCACCACGACUCCCUGAGACCUCCUCCACCGCCGGGCCAGGCCCCGGCCCCGGCCCCGGCAGACGGCGGUCUGGUUGUUAACGACACUAAAGCUGAUUUGCGUCGUGUGGCUUGUAGUUUGAUUCCGGAAGCCUGUAGGUUUGACUGUUACCCUGAACGGGGCGUGGUUGUGACCAGACAGAUGUGCGAGGCAAGAAAAUGCUGCUUCAUUCCCGCCUCCUCCAGACUCCCCUCUGCCAACAACCCAUCUGGGAGGAACGGCAUCCCCUGGUGUUUUUAUCCGUCAGACUUCCCCUCUUACUCUCUCGUGUCAAUAAAUGACACAUCUGUGGGGCAAAAAGGAACGCUGGUCAGGGAAGUCAGAACCUACUACCCAGGAGACGUCCUCACUCUGGGUUUGGAGAUAAGACACGAGACGGACACAAGGCUACGUGUUAGGAUCACCGACCCCUCCACCCCACGGUUUGAAGUCCCCAUCUCUGUCCCCACCUCCACCAAGAAGGCUGAGAGUCCAGACUACGUGGUGGACUUUUCAAAAGAGCCUUUUGGUCUGGUUGUGAAGAGGAGGUCCACUGGAGCGGUGCUUCUGAACACCACGGUGGCUCCUCUCUUCUACGCCGAUCAGUUCCUUCAGUUCUCCUCCUCUUUGCUCACUCAGUUCAUCUACGGCCUGGGAGAACAUCGGUCCACCUUUCUUCAUGACGUCCACUGGAACACGCUCACCAUGUGGGCCAGAGACGUGCCUCCUACGGAACAAACCAAUUUGUACGGCGCUCAUCCGUUUUACCUCGCGUUGGAGGAAGGAGGAACUGCACACGGCUUUUUUCUUCUCAACAGCAACGCCAUGGAUGUGGUUCUCCAGCCAGCUCCAGCAGUCACCUGGAGAACCAUCGGUGGGAUCCUGGACUUUUACAUUUUCCUUGGUCCUGAUCCUGGUUCUGUUGUUGAACAGUAUGUGGACGUUAUAGGCCGCCCAGCGAUGCCCGUCUACUGGGCGUUAGGGUACCACCUGUGUCGCUGGGGUUACAACACCAGCGACUCCACCUGGGAUGUUGUUAAGAAAAUGAGGAAUUAUGGGAUACCUCAGGACGUCCAGUGGAAUGAAAUGGAUACAAUUUUUUUUUUUCUCUUCCAGGUGUGGCCUGGUCUGACGGCGUACCCAGAUUUCUCUGAUGAGGUCACUCAUGAGUGGUGGUACGAGAGCCUGCAGAGGUUCCACGACAAAGUGCCGUUUGAUGGAUUAUGGAUCGACAUGAACGAACCGUCCAAUUUCCUGGACGGGUCGACCAACGGCUGUCCGUCAAGCAGCCUUGAAGAUCCUCCAUACACACCUGGCAUUCUGGGAGGUUUGCUGCGAGCCAAAACAGUGUGUGCCACGGCCCAGCAGAAGCAGUCCGUCCACUACAACAUGCACAGUCUGUACGGACUCAUGGAGGCCAAGGCCUCGGCCAGUGCCCUGAAGAGGAUUCUGGCCAAGAGGCCGUUUGUCAUCUCCCGCUCCACCUUCCCCAGUCAGGGCGUGUUCUCGGGCCACUGGCUGGGAGACAACAGGAGUCAGUGGAAAGACCUGUACACGUCCAUAGCAGGCAUCUUGACCUUUAACCUCCUGGGCAUCCCUCUGGUGGGAGCAGACAUCUGUGGAUUCAGUGAGGAGACGGAGGAGGAGCUGUGCGUGCGCUGGACGCAACUCGGCGCUUUCUAUCCCUUCACACGCAACCACAACGCCAUCGGCAUGGAGCCUCAGGAUCCCACUGUGUUCAGUCCUCUGGCUCGGACAGCCAUGAAGGGGGCGCUGCUGCUGAGAUAUUCCCUCUUCCCCGUCCUCUACACACUCUUUCAUCACGCAAACGUGCACGGCCACACUGUUGCACGUCCACUGAUGUUUGAAUUUCCUAAAGAUAUAAAAACGUAUGGGAUCGACAAACAGUUCCUGUGGGGGAAGAGUUUGUUGGUGACGCCGGUGUUGGACCCUGGGGUGGAUUACGUGAACGGCUACUUCCCAGAGGGGCUGUGGUUCGACUUCUACACAGGUGAUUCUGUGCUCAGCAAAGGUGAAGAGAUUCAACUUCACGCUCCUCUAGAUAAGAUCAACCUGCACGUGCGUGAAGGAUCAGUUUUACCGACACAGGCGCCCAACCUGACCCUGUGGGUGAGCAGUGGUCAGCCGCUGCACCUGGUCGCCGCGCUCUCUGACGACGGUUCAGCCUCCGGGGAUUUGUUCUGGGACGACGGCCAGAGUCUGGACACAUACGAGAGCGACAAAUACGCCUACAUCGUCUUCAGUGUCGCCCAGAACGUGAUGACCUCCCAGGUCCUUCACAGUGACGAGGAGGCCACGUACAUCACGGUGGAGUCCGCCUCCUUCUAUGGGCUGAAGGAGAAGCCCAGCAGAGUCUUGGUGAACUCCCAGGAUGCACUGUUCACCUACACAGACAACCAGGUUCUACAUGUUCAGGAUCUCGGCAUCAACCUCAGUCAGAACUUCACCAUCAGCUGGAUGUGAUGACGUCACAGCGAACGCCGGAGGGAAACGUUCACGGGGAGAUUGAAGGUUGUUGAACUUUGGACGCUGAGACAACAGUGAUGUCACCGCGUGUUGACGCUGGACCACGACUGAACGUCUGCAGCAGCAGACGGUCGACGACUGGACCUCAGUGGGUGAAGUUUCAUCUUUUACUUUGUUCCAGUUCCAGUGAAUUCUUUUCUAACCUGUUGUCAGCACUGGGUUAUGACAAGGUUUUAUUUUACAUCAAUCAGCGUCAGUCAGACUCAGUUCUCGAGGAGAGACCGAAGUCUUGGUUCGACAUGUUUUAACCGUCGUAGAACUAAAUUUGUUUUUGUGUUUUAAUGGAAACUGAAGUGUUUUCUCUUGAAAUACUUCAGAAAUGAGAUCAUACAAACUGCACUUGAAAGUAUUUAUUUAAAAAAAAAAAAGGUAAAUAUAAAGAAAAUCUUCACAUUAAUAAUGUCUAAAAUGAAAUGAAUGAGUGACGUCAUAAACAGUGAAAUGACGACACAGCACAUUAGCAUGUUCGCUAACGCCGCGGUGCAGUCACUCUGUGAACGCAGUUUUAAUGAAAUAAUAAUAAUGUUGUUGUUGGUUCCGACUUUAAACUAUUUUUAGGUUGUUUCACAGUCGGUAGUGAAGCUUGAGAUGGAAAUUAAGGAAACGUUUUAGCACUUUUUUUUUUGUCUGAAUUUUGGUGUUGGAUUUUUUCUAAUUUCAGUCUAAGAAUUCUGCCUUUAAAGUCUGAACUUAUUAACUCAAAGUUAGAAUUCUGACAAAGUUGAUUUUAUUUUUUUUUAUAUUACCAACAUAAUUCCGACUUUAAUCAAUAUUUUCACAGAUUGAAAAUCUAAUUCCGUUCUCUCGCUGCGGGCCACACGUUUCACUGUUUAUUUUCCACAGUCAAAGUUGAAAGAACUUGAAAUGACUGAUGUUCACAGGUGAGGAGUGGAACGUUCCCUGAUGUAUGUGAAAACACAGUAUGUUUUUGAUAGAUUUACAUCUUUGUUUUGGCUGAAGCUCAAAGUGAAAAAGUUACUUUUUGUCUUGUUUUACUGUUAAAAAAAUGGUCAAUUUUGCCUUAACGUCAGCUUUAUCUCACACAGGCUUUACAUACUUUAAAUCACUACAGAUUUUUGUAGAUGUGACAAAAAAUGACACCAUUUUCAGCAGUAUUUCAGACACUGCUGGAAGUAUCAGCGCACAAACGUGAACGUUAGCAUUUUAGCUUUAAUCUUAGCUUGUUAAUUAUUUAAGGAAUUAUUCUCCUGACCUACAGGAAGUGAUGUGCAAUAAGUGAAAGAGAUGAAAAUUAUUUUCCUAAAUGUGUGAUUAUAAGAGUCCGACUACAGUUUGUAAAACUCCUGGUACUUCACUGUGUAGUACUGCAGUAUUGUCAGGGUGGAGCCGGUCGGUCUGUUGAUUCAGCUGUCGGUCUGUUGGUCUGAAACUACAGUCGUGUUUUAUUAUGAAGCUGCUUUAACUGUUGACCUGCUUGAACACGUGCUGCUCGUGAUGGAAGACGUGACCAAAAACACGGAGCUCGAUUCUUUUUAGGUUUCAUUGAAAACGUUUUCAGCUGUGCCUGAGUUGACCCUCGUGCUGUGGUUUUUCAGCAGUAACUUUAGUCGUAGACUGACAAGACUGUGCAUGUGUUUAAAAACAAAUCCACUAGAGAGCAGUAUUUUUAGCACGCAAGUAUUUUCAUGUCAUUGUCGUUUGUGGGUUUUUAAAAUUUAAUUUUCUCUUUGAAUGAAAAUGUGUUUUUAGUUUCUGUCGUGCACAGUGACGUCAACAAUAAAUCAGAAUUGAAUAAAUCCUCUCUUUGUCAACAA